AUCAUAGGGCCGCUUGGGACGGCAUAUGAGGGCGGCUACUUUCUGGCAACGAUCAAGUUCCCAUACGAGUACCCAUUCAUGCCACCGACCUUCACCUUCUCCAACGGCUUCUACCACCCCAACGUCUUCGAAGACGGCCGGCUCUGCAUCUCCAUUCUCCAUCCACCAGGAGACGACGAAAUGUCAGGCGAGUCCGCCGCCGAACGCUGGAACCCAACGCAAUCCGUCGAAUCCAUCCUGCUCUCCGUCAUCUCGUUACUCAACGAUCCCAACACGGCGUCGCCGGCGAAUGUAGAUGCGAGCGUGCAGUUUAGGAAAGACCCGAAGGAGUUUGAGAGGAGGGUUAAGGAGUUGGUGGAGAAGAGUAAAAAGGAUAUUCCAGCGGAUCUGGUGAUGCCGACGAGUGGUGGGUUUCGGCGAUUCAUGUUCAUUGAGUAG
This is a messenger RNA of Fimicolochytrium jonesii, 438 nucleotides long. RefSeq names its product ubiquitin-conjugating enzyme/RWD-like protein. Gene Ontology annotation, molecular function: ubiquitin conjugating enzyme activity. The record is from RefSeq and is a predicted model, not a curated record. The transcript is spliced from 2 exons. The annotation marks the transcript as partial. Gene Ontology annotation, biological process: ubiquitin-dependent protein catabolic process; protein polyubiquitination. Lineage: Eukaryota; Fungi; Chytridiomycota; Chytridiomycetes; Spizellomycetales; Powellomycetaceae.